Molecule: messenger RNA, 7970 nt
Organism: Syngnathus acus (greater pipefish)
Lineage: Eukaryota; Metazoa; Chordata; Actinopteri; Syngnathiformes; Syngnathidae
Product: kinesin-like protein KIF1B
Biological process (GO): cytoskeleton-dependent intracellular transport; vesicle-mediated transport; microtubule-based movement
Cellular component (GO): cytoplasmic vesicle; dendrite; axon
Molecular function (GO): ATP binding; microtubule binding; ATP hydrolysis activity
Source: RefSeq, a predicted model, not a curated record
AAUCUCGGUAAAUCAAGACAGUUUGAUCAAUUCUCUCCGCCUGGCUGCAGAGACCUCCGCCUUAUCAUCUUUACGGGGAAACAAGGCUUCACAAGUCAUUGGUCACGCUUCGAGCUCCAGCCGGCGGAGGACACCAUUAGAAUGGGCCUUUUUCGCCAGAGUGGACUUUACGACAGUUUCCCCGCUUGCGCAUUCUGAUAGAAAAACAACACGUUUGACGUCCGCUAGCUUAAUCGUUAGUGGUUGCCGCUGCCCUAUGGUCUUGACGCUUCUGGAGUGACAGUCUUUGAAGGAGGGAGGGCACACGACACAACUUACUUGGAGACAGUCCUGCACGGCAAAAAUGUCCGGAGCAUCAGUGAAAGUCGCUGUUCGAGUUCGACCCUUCAACUCCAGGGAGACGAGCAAGGAUUCGAAAUGUAUCAUUCAAAUGCAAGGCAACACUACAACUAUUCUCAACCCCAAAGCCCCAAAAGAACCAGCAAAGACCUUCAGUUUUGAUUACUCCUACUGGUCCCACACGACGCCGGAAGACCCCUGCUUUGCCGCACAGAACCAAGUGUACAAUGACAUUGGCAAGGAAAUGCUGCAGCAUGCCUUUGAAGGCUACAAUGUGUGCAUUUUUGCCUACGGCCAGACUGGGGCUGGCAAAUCCUACACCAUGAUGGGCAAGCAGGAGGAGGGCCAGGAAGGAAUCAUUCCCAUGCUCUGUGAAGAUCUAUUUGAGAAAAUCAAUGAGGAUAACAACAAAGAGGAGCUCUCCUAUUCAGUAGAGGUCAGUUACAUGGAGAUCUACUGCGAGCGGGUGCGGGAUCUGCUCAAUCCCAAAAACAAAGGGAAUCUCCGAGUGAGAGAGCAUCCACUUUUGGGCCCCUACGUAGAGGACCUCUCCAAGCUUGCUGUUACUUCUUAUACCGACAUCGCUGACCUCAUGGAUGCGGGCAAUAAGGCCAGAACUGUGGCAGCUACCAACAUGAAUGAGACCAGCAGCAGGUCCCAUGCAGUGUUCACCAUUGUCUUCACACAACGAAAACACGACAGCGAGACAGACCUUUCCACUGAAAAGGUCAGUAAAAUUAGUCUUGUGGACUUGGCAGGAAGUGAAAGAGCAGAUUCCACUGGAGCUAAGGGGACCAGGCUGAAGGAGGGCGCAAACAUCAACAAGUCCCUAACCACGUUAGGAAAGGUCAUCUCUGCCCUGGCUGAAGUCGAUAACUGUACCAACAAGAGCAAGAAGAAGAAGAAGUCAGACUUCAUCCCAUACAGAGACUCUGUUUUGACAUGGCUCUUGAGGGAAAAUCUUGGUGGAAACUCUAGAACUGCAAUGGUUGCCGCCCUCAGUCCUGCUGAUAUCAAUUAUGAUGAAACUCUGAGCACACUGCGCUACGCUGAUCGAGCAAAGAAUAUCAAAUGCAAUGCUGUCAUCAAUGAGGAUCCCAACAAUAAGCUGGUGCGUGACCUUAAGGAUGAAGUGGCUCGACUGAAAGAACUACUGCGUGCACAAGGACUGGGAGACAUCCUGGACAUUGAUCCUCUGGGGGAUGAUUGCCCAGGAAGUGGAAUCAAAUACCUCAAAGACAUUCAGAACAAUAAGAAUAGAUACUUGAUAGCCUCAGAGAACCAACGCCCUGGCCAUUUCUCCACAGCACCUAUUGGUUCCCUGACAGCCUCACCGUCCUCUGGCUCACUGUGCAGCCAGGGGGCUCUGCAGUCGGCCACCAGCAUCCAAGAGCGCAUCAUGUCCACACCUGGUGGAGAAGAAGCUAUUGAAAGGCUCAAGGAAUCUGAAAAGAUCAUUGCAGAGCUCAAUGAAACCUGGGAAGAGAAGCUGCGAAAGACCGAAGCAAUCCGCAUGGAGAGAGAGGCAUUACUUGCGGAAAUGGGCGUAGCAAUCCGCGAAGAUGGCGGCACUUUGGGCGUGUUCUCUCCUAAAAAGACUCCUCACCUGGUUAACCUAAACGAGGAUCCCCUCAUGUCUGAGUGUCUACUCUACUACAUAAAAGAUGGAAUUACAAGGGUGGGACAGGCUGAUACUGAAAGACGGCAGGAUAUCGUCUUAAGUGGUGCUCAUAUCAAGGAGGAGCACUGUAUAUUCCGUAGUGAGAAGGAUGCUAAUGGAGAUGUUAUCGUCAUGCUUGUGCGUGAGGGAUCAGAGACUUACGUCAACGGCAAACGUGUUGAGGACUUUAUUCAGCUGCGUUCUGGUAUGCAACCGUACAUUAUGGGAAAGAACCACGUGUUUCGCUUUAACCACCCGGAGCAAGCCAGGGCGGAAAGGAGAAAACGCCGUCGGCCGGAGACCCCUGUGGAGCCAGUCGACUGGACCUUCGCUCAAAGAGAGUUGCUAGAGAAACAGGGUAUUGACAUGAAGCGAGAUGGAGAAAAGAGGCUCACUGAGAUGGAAAUCCUUUACAAAAAAGAAGAAGAAGCCGACCAACUUCUUGAGCAGCAAAGACUGGUAUAUGAGAGCAAACUACAGGAACUUCAGAAACAGGUUGAGACACGUUCUCUGGUUGCCGAAACGCCAGAUGAAGAGGAGCUGGAGGAGGAGGAGGAGGAGGAAGAGGAAGUGCCGUGGACUCAGCACGAGUUCAACCUGGCUCAUUGGGCCUUCAGGAAGUGGAGGUUCCACCAGUUCACAUCGCUCCGUGACCAGUUGUGGGGGAAUGCCGUCUACCUGAAGGAGGCCAAUGCCAUCAGUGUGGAGCUAAAGAAGAAAGUCCAGUUCCAGUUUGUUUUAUUGACAGACACCCUGUAUUCGCCCCUGCCCCCGGAGCUCUUGCCACCAGAACCAGAAAAAGAGCGUGACUCCAGGCCUUUCCCUCGCACGGUGGUGGCCGUUGAAAUCCAAGACCUGAAGAAUGGAGCCACGCACUAUUGGUCCCUUGAGAAACUCAAGCAGCGUCUGGACCAGAUGAGGGAGAUGUAUGACCGAGCAGGAGAAAUGGCGUCCACGCACCAGGAGGACUGUGGGGAAGGCACUCUGACGGGAACCGACCCUUUCUAUGAUCGCUUCCAUUGGUUUAAGCUUGUGGGAAGCUCCCCCAUCUUCCACGGUUGCGUAAAUGAGCAUCUGACCGAACGCACGCCCUCGCCCACCUUCUCCACCACCGACUCUGAAAUCACUGAGUUGGCGGAUGAGCGCCAGAGCGAGAUGUCCGACUUGAUCGACGACGAGGCGUUCGUCGACGACACCAGCUCAGACGCCGGCACGGAGGAGGGCUCGGAUAUCUUCAGCGACGGCCAGGACCCCUUCUAUGACCGCUCCCCCUGGUUCAUCCUGGUGGGAAGAGCUUUCGUGUACCUGAGCAACCUGCUCUACCCCGUACCACUGGUUCAUCGCGUUGCCAUAGUAACAGAGAAAGGAGACGUGCGAGGUUUCCUGCGUGUCGGGGUUCAGGCCAUAGCCGCUGAUGAGGAGGCCCCAGACUACGGUUCUGGAGUAAGACAGUCGGGAACUGCCAAGAUAUCCUUUGAUGACGACUACUUCAAAAAGAAUGAUUUCCCAGCCACAGUUAUGAUCCAAUCUGGUUUGUCCCUGGAAGAGCUGCGCAUAGUGGAGGGCCAGGGUCAGAGUUCAGAGGUCAUCACCCCUUUAGAGGAGCUCAACAGAAUCGACGACAUAAUGACUCCAAACACAAACCGUGGCCCUCCUCUUUCAGACCAAGAGCCCAAGCUGCCUUGUGGUGACAGUCCACCAGGCCAGUUGGAGAUAGGGAGCACCUUCACCUUUCGUGUCACCGUGCUCCAGACCACUAGUGUCCCACCAGAGUAUGCUGAUAUCUUCUGCCAGUUCAAUUUCCUGCAUCGUCACGAUGAAGCUUUUUCCACCGAGCCCUUAAAAAACACUGGCAAAGGUGCUCCUCUGGGUUUUUAUCAUGUCCAAAAUAUUUCAGUUGAAGUGACACAGUCCUUCAUUGACUAUGUCAAGACCAAGCCCAUCGUGUUUGAGGUGUUCGGCCACUACCAACAGCACCCGCUGCAUCUCCAUGGCCAGGAGCUGAUCAGUCCUCCAACACCAUCCAGGAAAUACUAUCCGAUUCCGAUGCCAUUGUCUAAACCCGUACCAGCCACCAAGUUGAACACAAUCACCAAGUCCAACCUGGGUCAGUGUGUCAGCAAAUACGACCUACUCGUCUGGUUUGAGAUCAGCGAGCUGGAGCCCACGGGAGAGUACAUCCCAGCUAUAGUGGAUCACAGUGGAGCGCUGCCUUGCCAUGGCACAUACCUGCUGCACCAGGGAAUCCAGCGGCGGAUCACUGUGACACUAAUCCAUGAGAAGGGUAGCGAGCUGCACUGGAAAGAUGUUCGCGAGCUGGUUGUUGGUCGUAUUAGGAACAAGGCUGAAGUGGAUGAUGGCGCUGCUGAUGCCGUCUUGUCCCUGAACAUCAUCUCUGCUAAGAACAUCAAAUCUUCCCACAACUCUAACAGGACCUUCUACCGCUUCGAGGCAGUUUGGGACAGCUCCCUGCACAACUCGCUCCUGCUAAACCGGGUCACUCCUUAUGGAGAGAAGAUCUACAUGACUCUGUCGGCAUAUUUGGAGCUUGACCAUUGCAUCCAGCCUGCUAUUAUCACUAAAGACAUCUGUAUGGUCUUUUACUCUCGAGAUGCAAAGAUUUCACCUCCCCGUUCCCUCAGGAACCUCUUUGGGAGUGGGUACUCUAAAACCCCAGACUGCAACCGUGUUACCGGGAUCUAUGAGUUGAGUUUGUGCAAGAUGUCCGAUUCUGGAAGUCCAGGCAUGCAACGCCGGAGGAGGAAGGUCUUGGACACAUCGGUGGCAUAUGUGCGUGGCGAGGAAAACCUGGCAGGUUGGAGGCCCAGAGGAGACAGUCUCAUCCUGGAGCACCAAUGGGAGCUGGAGAAAAUGGAGCAGCUGCAUGAGGUGGAGAAGACCCGCCACCUCCUCCUACUGCGAGACAAACUGGGAGAAUCGGUUCCCGUGGGAUCGGCGCCAACCACCAAGUCCCUGAGCGAGUUGCUGUCUCCAAGCAUGAGCUCGGGCUCCCUGUCCACUUCCACCUCCAUCUCCUCGCAGAUCUCCAGUACCACUUUUGAGAGCGCCAUCACACCCAGUGAGAGCAGUGGCUACGACUCCGCUGACAUCGAGAGCUUGGUUGAUCGUGAAAAGGAGCUGGCCACUAAGUGCCUCCGUCUCCUGACUCAUACAUUCAACAGCGAAUACAACCAGUUGGUGAACAGCAUCAGCGACUGCAAGCUCUCUGACAUCUCGCCGAUGGGACGUGACAUGUCGGUGACCAGCUUCAGCAGCGCCACGCUCACCCCCUCCUCCACCUGCCCUUCCCUCUCAGACUCCCGCUGUGGCUCUGUAGAGCAGAAGACUCCAGAGAACUGUUCCCGUGCAUCCAGCCCAUCCUGCUCAGAUUAUGAAAACUUCCCCAUGGUUCCCACCUUGGAGGCAUCCUACCUCGCACGUGCGGGGAAGAACGAAUUCCUCAACUUGGUGCCUGAUAUUGAAGAAAUGAGGCCGGGAUCUGUCGUGUCCAAGAAGGGUUUCCUGAGCUUCAUGGAGCCUCGCUCCAACUCGUGGGUGAAGCACUUUGUGGUAGUGCGCCGGCCUUACGUCUUUAUCUACAACAGCGACAAGGACCCUGUGGAGCGGGGGGUGCUUAACCUUUCUACUGCACAAGUGGAAUACAGUGAAGACCAGCAGGCCAUGCUCAAGACACCCAACACAUUUGCUGUGUGCACAAAGCACAGAGGAAUCCUUCUGCAGGCCAACAAUGAGAAAGACAUGAACGACUGGCUGUACGCCUUUAACCCUCUGCUUGCGGGGACGAUAAGGUCCAAGCUGGCGAGGAGGCGUAGUGGCCUCAUCAAGAACUGAAGUGGAUACCACGAGCUCCAUUAUUUCUAAACGCCUUUGAACAUACCGAGUGUUAAUAUCUAUUAAUCAAUUGUGUGAUUCUUGACAGUUUUCUCUUGUAAGUAGACUUGUGGCUUAACGUCUCCUUUCUUGCGAUUUCUGUCUCCCUUCCUCCUCAGCUUUUUACGUUUUGGUUUAUUCACGACAAAGUCUCAUUUCGCACUGCUUCGCUGUCAUUCGAGUCUCUAACCAGUAGCAUGUCGUGAUAGUCUACCCGUGUGCACGAUCCUGCCGAAAAAGUUUUUCUGGCCACUCAUUUUCUGUUUGCCAAUCACCUCUGAUAAUGUCUCCCCUUGUGACUUGUCACCAAGUUUUUAUUCAGUUUUUUUUAUGCAUGAUAACUGCAGCAGUCCUCAGGAGAACACCCAAAUUGCUUACUGAAACACCAACAAAAAAAUGGGAUUAAAUCAUGAAGGGAAAAUACAUGUCUCAAAGGGAUGCGUCUGCUCCGCGCAAAGCAACACAUGUUGAAGAACAAUUGCUGCUAAUGUAGUCUUUUUCAUAAGAGUUACUUCAGGUUUCUGCCUCGUCCUAAGACGCCAGGCCCCCCUCCUGCUCCCAAAUGGCCUUUAGAAACCAAACAGCGUGUUUAGGAUCUCACUUAGUGACACGGCGAUGGACCUUCUCCAUGCUUUAGCCUGAUUGUGUGUACAUAGUUAUCCUGCCGUAGGGCAUCUCUUUGUGAAUGGGUACUUAUUCGAGAUUAUGGCUUUCACAUGAGCAGGACAUACAGGAAGCUCAUCUUUGGAUGUUUGAACGUGUACUUCAGGCGUGGGAAGCCAAUCUCAUGCACCGUGCAUGAGCGCACCCCCCCACCCCCGUGCUAUUCUAAACACAGGCAAAACCUCUGGAACUGGCUCAUAAUGAUACACAAAAAUAUUUUCACUCGAAAUGGUUCCCCACUCCUGAUACACCCGAACAAACUGGAGCCUUUUUUUUUUUUUUAAAGCACUCCGCAUGCUUCCCAUGGUUGUCAAAUGAAGGAAGGGGCAGCGUUUCAUGGAUGAACCGGCGUGCAUACUGCUUGCGUUGAACAUCCACUCAAUGUCAAUGUGUCAACACCAUGUGUUUUAUUCCUUUUUGCUUCACAAUCUGGAAUUUGCUCUUUUUUUGUUGCUACUAACCUGUUUUGUAUUAUGGCUAUCACAAUUUAAUAAGGAUUUUUUUUUCUAUCAAAUGUGACCGGGCAUUUGUUUCUAUUUGUGAGCCAGCUGCGUUAGUGUUUUAACCUUAUUUUUGUGUACACUACAGCAAGACAAGGGCCGAAAUGCACAUAUCAAGGUUACACUGGAUGGCUGUUACACAAACGGGUUAUUAGAAAGAAGAUAUUCAAGGGACAAAAUACACAAAUACUUUUACUCGUGCUAUUGUUGGAGAAUAGUUGCUCUAUGCGUUCUUGGCUCCAUUGAGCUCCCGCUCAACUCAUUUUGGCGCCUCAGUUGUGACAUGUGAGCAUGAUGUGAUUGAUAUAGAUGGGUGAUUUUAAACUCUGGCCAGCCAACCAGCAGUUUCGCCUUGUAUAAUGUGACUACAUUUACAUAAAGUGAAGGUGAACAGAGGCGCCAAAACGGCUUUUAUUUUUUUCCCCAAUAGACUGACGCAAUUUCAAACGUCAUCAGCAACAUUUUUUCUUCAGGUCAGACAGCCUGCUGGUUGACAAAUUGAAUCUGAUGACUUUUGAGAUUUCUUUUUUUGUUAUUAUUCUCUUUCAUUUUUUGGGGAGAUGUUUUGCAUUCCUUAUAUUAUUUGCCAGAGCAUAUAUUUUCCAUCCGUGGAGCGAAUUUGUAGCGUUCUCAUACUUUGGAGUGUCUAUUUAUUGUUUGCAAUGUACAUAUUAGUUUGCAGUUCUUUGCACAUUCUAACAAAAAAACAUUCAACUAACUGAUCAAAAUCUGCACGGUUUAGUUGCUCUUGAACCAAAUGAUGUGGCAUGGCAGAGGAAUGUUCUGUGAAGAUGUUUGUAUUUCUAGAGUAUUUGUAAGGGGGGGGAAAAGAAACCAAAUGAAGUUCAUAGUUUCCUAUUGGAGACAGUUGGUUGCAUUGAUGCUCCCUUUUUUCCCAUUAGAAAGGGAUUCCAGUA